Messenger RNA from Emiliania huxleyi CCMP1516, 552 nucleotides. RefSeq lists its product as hypothetical. NCBI's taxonomy places the organism in Eukaryota, Haptophyta, Isochrysidales, Noelaerhabdaceae. Bases 1 to 552 code for a protein of 183 amino acids. The record is from RefSeq and is a predicted model, not a curated record. The transcript has a single exon.
AUGGCCAGGGCGGCGCUGUCGCCGACAGGGCGAACCUUGAUCCUUGUCCAGCGCGACUACGAGGCGCGGGCGGCGGCGCUCGAUGCCAAGCCGCACGUGCAGGCAUGGAACAACGGCAGGGAUGCCGUUUCCUCCGUGCUGCGCUCGUUUGGCACCGUGCGCAGCCUCGUUGUCGGGGCCUACGCGGAGGCGUCGGACGACCUGCAUCAGCUGUUCGACUGUGUGGUGGAUCCGGCAUCCAAGCAGCACUGGAGGCGGAUCGGCGCGCGUAGCGCGAAGGAGGCGCGGUCCUACUUCGCUACGACGUUGCGGCGGGCGUGGGGCGUGCACUUUGCGCGCGAGUUCGCGCGGCACCGCAUCCGACGCGUGGUGUUCGUGGGGGCCCCGCGGCGACAGCCGGGCAGGCCUCUCGCGACGGCCGAUGGCGACUGGCCGGCGCCGCUGUCGGCGGGCGAGUUUGCGGCGCACGCGCUGCGCGUAGGCGGCGCGUGGGCGGGUGGCCCGCCCCCGUCGGUGAGCACCGGACGCGAGGGUCGGUCGGUCGGCUCCUAA